Messenger RNA from Macrosteles quadrilineatus (aster leafhopper), 2038 nucleotides. RefSeq lists its product as uncharacterized. NCBI's taxonomy places the organism in Eukaryota, Metazoa, Arthropoda, Insecta, Hemiptera, Cicadellidae. The transcript is spliced from 4 exons. The record is from RefSeq and is a predicted model, not a curated record. Bases 81 to 518 code for a protein of 145 amino acids.
GAGGAGGUGUGGUCGUUGUGUUGUGUACUGUUUUGUUUUGAUUUGUUUUUGAUUGCUAUUAAACCAAUUAAGCAUUCAGUAUGAAACUUAUUUGUGUGUGCAGUGUACUUCUAGCCAUAGCUAAUAUAGGUUACUCUAUGGAAUGUUAUGUGUGUGAAAACCAAGAUGAUAACACGGGAAAGUGCCUAAAAACAAUAAAAACAUGUAAUCCAGAUGAAGAUAUGUGUCUCUCUGAAAUCAAGUGGGGAACUCAGCCUUACUGGUCGCCGGGUGCAAAAAAGCAGUAUUACAUCUCGAAGCGGUGUGCUACCAAGAAGCAGUGUGAGCGCACUCGCAAGGCGUACAUGGGCACUUGCACUCACAUUUGGUAUCAGGACUGGAAGUGCGCCGAGUGCUGCGCCGGAGAUCGUUGCAACUACUACGUCAUUACGGGUAGCAGCGCUGUGAAAUCCAGUCUUCUUGUCACCGCAGCCUCUGUUGUUGUUGUUUUAUUCUUCUCUUUUCUACACAAGCUGUGAAACACUGCCUUCUAGAUAUUGUGUCCUUCCGUCCAUCAACACGAUCAAUAUCAUGACUAAUUGCAUCGAUAUGAUCAAUAUCAUGACUAAUUGCAUCGAUAUGAUCAAUAUGAUUCUCAUAGGUGUUAAACGUUCAUUGUAUUUUUUAUUUUUACAAUAAUUAAUGUCCGUCCACUUUGUUGUAAGAUACUAUUUAUUUGUGGGAUUUUUUUACAUAUUUUAAAAUGAUUUUAUAAUUAUUGUAUUUUAAUGUUGUUGACAACAUAAUAGCGAACAUUAGAUCAUUUAGUUUAUAAAACGUUAUAACAUAUAUUACGCCUCAUUGUUAAUGCUAUUUGUUACCAUUUUAUGAUCUUUUCCUUUUUAAGAAAAUCAAUGAAUCUAUAUUAUUAUACUGACAGGAGAAGUGUUUACGUAUAUUUUUAAACAUGUUCACAUUAAGAUAUAUUUCAAAUGAGAAUUAUUGAAAUACAGUAAUUUAAAGAUUAGGAUUUUAAAUGGUAUUAUUUCUUUCAACACUUUAAAAGUGUGUACAAACAUAAUAUAUUUUAGUGCCUUCCUUGUAAUUCUUAUUUUAUAUAUUUGUAUAUAUGUGUAUGAUGAAAUGAAGUUAUAUUAUUUUAUAUUGAUUAUCAGUAGCCUAACGUGGACUGGUUAGUAGUCACUAUGUCCUGAACAAAUUAUUUUUUUAGGAUCUAUUUUAUUUAUUUGCAAAAUGAAUAACUUUCUUCUGUUAAGAACAUAUUAAUCUGCUCCAUAAAACUACAGUAUUAGAGAAAGUAAUAUUCUUAGCUUUUUUGUUGUAAUUUUAUUAGUGUAUUUUAAUUUUUUACGUGUAGCCUAUAUAUAGCUGUCUUCUAAUUGAAUGUAUUUUUUAUAUUUGUUUUCUCAACAACUGUUUUUAGUAAAAAGGUCUUAUAAUAUUGCGCACAAAAUAAUGAAAACGUUUAGAAAAAUUUCCACAAAUGUGCUUUUGAACACAUAACACACUAUAAACUGAGCAACUUGAGCACAAAAAGUUAAAUAGUUUGCACAAAUUAAUUUAAACAGCUCUUUGGAUUUAAAAAAAUCCCCUAUUAGUUAAUAAAACAAGUUUUAGAUGUUGAAAUAAUUACAAAAUAUGAAUAAAUCACUAAUGUAGUAAUUAAUGUUUAUGAAAAUUUUGUUAAAACAAAGAUAUAAUUGAUUGAACUAAUACAAUUUGUUAUAUUAUAUUGUAGGUUUUUUUAAAUAUUAUAUUUUCAAAAUUUUCAAUUUUAUUUGCUUGUGAAUUAUGUAUGUAGUGUUUAAAUAAGCCGAACAUUUUAUUUGUGACAUUUAUCAUUCCACAUAUUUUUCCUAGUAAGUGCACUUACUUGUGUUUUAAGUGUGUAUUUUAAGCAGUGUAAGUGUGAUGUAUAUUGUAUCAAAGAUUGUACAAAACAAAUCAUUGUGUAUCUGUACUAAAUAUCCAGAGCUUGUCUUAGUUUUUAUAUAUUUACAUAAUUAAUUGAAUACAAAUUUUAAUUUUUGUACAAAGA